This is a messenger RNA of Manis javanica (Malayan pangolin), 8664 nucleotides long. NCBI's taxonomy places the organism in Eukaryota, Metazoa, Chordata, Mammalia, Pholidota, Manidae. The record is from RefSeq and is a predicted model, not a curated record.
GGCGGCAGACGCCGAGUCGGGCGGGUUGAGGCGAGCGGCGGGCUCGGGGCUGCAGGCCCGAAAGGCGUGAGCGUGCGCGCGGGGCCGCGGCGAAAAACCGUCGCGGUGUGUGGGGUGCAGGCGGGUGGGGGAGGGGUGGCGCGCGCCCAGCCUCUUCCCUCGCGGGGUCACGGCCCCGGAGGCCCCGCGGUCUGAUGGCCUGUUCUCUGGAGCUUCCUGCACCCGGAGGUCCCGGCGCACUGACCCCCUCCCCCUUUUUCCGUCGUCUACACUGCGCGCUGGUGGGAGCUGUUUUGGUCUGGACAGUGCGUAGUUCCCUUGCGGAUAUGUUCUUUUGGGGCCAGAAUCUGGGUAUAUAUGAAUGUAAACCCUCACCCAUUCACAAAUAAGCCCAGGAAUCUCAACUGAGAGGAUCACUUCUCUGUAAGCUAUUAGCCCAGUCUUAGGUGCAGAAUGAGCACAUGUUGUUGGUGUACGCCGGGUGGUGUUACCACCAUUGACUUUCUGAAGCGCUAUGCAUCCAAGACCCGCUCCAGAGAAUUUCAAACAGCUGAUGAAGACCUCUGCUACUGCUUAGAGUGUGUGGCUGAAUACCACAAAGCAAGGGAUGAGUUGCCAUCUUUGCAUGAGGUUCUAUGGGAAUUAGAAAUCUUACGUCUCAUAAAUCACUUUGAAAAAUCCAUGAAGGCAGACAUUGGAGAUGAUGAUGAAUUAUAUAUAGUAGACAACAAUGGAGAGGCACAGCUCUUUGACUUUACCGGCCAAGACUUUGAAAAUAAGCUUCGAGUUCCUCUUCUUGAAAUACUGAAAUAUCCUUAUCUGCUUUUGCAUGAGCGUGUUAAUGACUUAUGUGUUGAAGCCCUGUGUCGGAUGGAACAAGCUAAUUGCUCCUUUCAGGUUUUUGAAAAACAUCCAGGGAUCUAUUUGUUUCUGGUCCAUCCCAAUGAAAUGGUUCGGCGUUGGGCUAUCCUGACCGCAAGGAACUUGGGGAAAGUGGACAGAGAUGAUUAUUAUGACUUACAGGAGGUUUUAACUUGCCUUUUUAAAGUCAUUGAGUUGGGGCUUUUAGAAAGUCCAGACAUUUAUACUUCUUCUGUCCUCAAGAAAGGGAAACUGAUUCUUCUGCCCUCACACAUGUAUGAUACUACCAACUACAAAAACUAUUGGUUAGGUAUUUGCAUGUUGCUGACCAUUCUUGAGGAGCAAGCCAUGGAUUCACUGUUGCUGGGGUCAGACAAACAGAAUGACUUUAUGCAGUCAAUACUUCACACCAUGGAGAGGCAGUCAGACGAUGAUAGCAUGGAUCCCUUCUGGCCAGCGUUACACUGCUUCAUGGUGAUUCUGGAUCGCCUUGGCUCUAAGGUCUGGGGUCAGCUUAUUGAUCCUAUUGAGGCCUUUCAAACCAUUAUCAACAAUGUGAGCUACAACAGAGAAAUCCAGAGUAUACGGAACAGCUCUGUAAGGACCAAGUUAGAACCAGAGUCAUAUUUGGAUGAUAUGGUGACUUGCAGCCAGAUUGUAUACAAUUACAAUCCUGAAAAGACCAAAAAGGAUUCAGGGUGGAGAUCAGCCAUUUGUCCAGAUUAUUGUCCUAACAUGUAUGAAGAAAUGGAAACAUUAGCCAGUGUGCUUCAGUCAGAUAUUGGCCAAGACAUGCGUGUCCAUAACAGCACGUUUCUGUGGUUCAUCCCUUUUGUUCAGUCCCUGAUGGAUCUUAAGGAUUUGGGUGUGGCUUAUAUAGUGGAGGUUAUUCAUCAUCUGCACUCUCAAGUCAAAGAUGUCCUCAACCAACCAGAUGCCGGGUGUGACAAAGUCACUGAAUUUUUUCUUCUCAUCUUGGUGUCAGUGAUUGAGCUGCAUAGAAAUAAAAAAUGUUUGCAUUUGCUGUGGGUUAGUUCCCAGCAGUGGGUGGAAGCUGUUGUGAAAUGUGCCAAGCUUCCUACCACUGCAUUUGCACGGAGUUCUGAGAAAUCAUCUGGAAAUUGCUGCAAAGGAACAACCAUGAUAACGUCUCUGUCAUUGCAUUCAAUGCCAUCUAACUCUGUACAGCUUGCUUGUGUGCAGCUGAUUAGAAGUCUCCUAAAAGAAGGUUAUCAGUUUGGGCGACAAACUGUCUGUAAGCGAUUCUGGGAUAAGCUCAAUUUAUUCCUGCGAGGAAAUUUAUCUCUAGGUUGGCAGUUGAGCAGUCAGGAGACCCAUGAGUUACAAAUGUGUUUAAAGCAAAUUAUUAGAAACACAAAGUUCAAAGAACCUCAGUGUGGCACUUUAGUGGACCUGAUUCCUUCAUGUAAAACCCCUCCUGUGUCUGACAAAGAAGAAAAAGAACAGAUAGGGAAGAAGUCUAAAAAAGACAUGAACUGUCUGAAAAAUUCAAGCCCAACAUUUUCUAAAGAACAAUUGAAAGCUGAUACAUAUCAGGUGCAAGAGAGCAUAUUGAUCAAAGCAAGUAACAAAUUAGAAGAGGAUAAUGGGCAAAGUUAUAUAAAAGAUUUGAAACCAGAAAACAGUCUCUCAGCUCAGUUAUGUUUAAAGCAAAGCAGUAAAAGCCUUUUUACUGGAAGAGCUCAGGAUAAAGUUAAAAUAAGUACAGGGGAACAGAAGUCUGUAAGAGAGAAUUGUACUUCAAAAAAUGAUCCAGAAAGGGGAUAUGACAGAGGGAUAAUAAUGUCAACAUGUUUGCCAACUGACCGUAGCACUGAUUCUCUGGAGAUGUCUGCGUCAAGUGAGGAUUUCUCCUUAAAGGAUGAUGCUCUUGGCAAAACCUCAAAAGCAAAAUCUAAGACACAGAAAGAUGAAAUCUGUGCUAAAUUAUCACAUGUAAUGAAGCAACACAGGAAAAGUGCUUUGGUCAAUAAUGCCAUCAAUUUAGAGGAAAACUUGGCUGUAUCUAGCAUUGAGAGCUUUUGUGCAAGGAAAGAUACAGGAGGCCAGAAAGGGGAUGGUUUCUUACACAGUCUUUCUUUAGAAACUAAUGGGAUUCUGGAUGAUAAAAAUGGAGGGAAAAAACGGCUGGAAAAGAAACAACUAAAGAGUGAAGCAUUAGAUAAUUUCUCUUCUCAUGAAAACAGUUAUCAAAUACAAGACCAUCAAGUUGGUAAUAAAGAUUUGUUUUCAUUUACAAAAAUGACCAAUACUUGCAUGAAGAAAGCAUCUUUGAAAGAGCCUAUGACUGCACUUCAAUCAACAGAUAAAAAAAUCAGCAAGAGUACCAAUCUGCUUUCUUCUGACUGGAGAGAACAGUUUUCCAGCAUUAUUCCUAAGUCUGACACCUUGACAGAUUCUCAGGUAGACAGAGACCUCCACAAAUUAUCUUUAAUAGCUCAAGCCAGGGCUACUAAGUUUCCAUCAGGUUCAUCUCAUAAAGGCUUAUCCGAGCUACAAAGAAAGGUAAAAGAUGAUGAAAGAUGUCAUGAACAGGUUAUUAUUAUUUCAGAUUCUGAUGAUGAUGAAAGAAUUCUGGAUUUAGAGAAACAUGUUAAACAAGAUAAAGAGAAAGAAUGUCCAGAGCAGCAUUCUUCAAUACCUAAUGCGAGUAUGGAAAAGAAGCUAAUUAAAGAAGAAAAGACAAAGUCCUUUUUGCAGCUUGAAGAAUCUGAUUCUCAGCUUUUUGAGUUUGAAAGUCCACUUGAAGUAUUUUCAGUUUGGCAAGAUCAGAAACCAGAUAGCAAUGGUUCAGUUCAAGAGGAUGAAAAAAAUUCAUGUUUGACUCACAUAGCUGACAUCACAAGUGAUUGGGGUUAUGGUACAAAUUACAUAUCUGAAGAGGUUAUUAAAGUAACAGAAGGCAUUGAAGAACAUGCAGAACCACAGAGUGGUAGUAAUUCUGGGGAAUUUUGUGAGAUUGAAGUAAAAAAACAUAAGAGAAAACGAUUUGAGGAAACUAUGACCAAAGACCCUCCAAGACCUUUAUCCUCUGACAAAAAUGAGGAGCAAUCUGAUAUUCUUAAUGAGAGAAACCUGAAUGAAGAUGAUUUUAAGAAUGUAGACAUAAGGGCUACAACUCCUGAUUCAAAUGUUCAGAGAGCCACUAUGGUUCCAGUAAGGAAGUCCUCUCCAAAAGUUCGCACUUACUCUAAAUCCAUUAGGAGAGUCCCAGUUUCUAAAACUCCUAAGAAAGCACGUUCAGAUACCAAAAAAGGGCAGAAUAAAAGUUCAAAUUACCUCAGUUGUAGGACAACUCCUGCUAUCAUACCACCAAAGAAGUUUCGCCAGUGUCCUGAACCAGCUUCAACAGUAGAGAAACUUGGUCUAAAAAAGGCUCCUCGUAGAGCAUUUGAGUUGUCUCAGCGUUCGUUAGAGUAUUUAGUUCAGUUACGUGACCAUGGCAAAACUGUUGGAGUAAUUGACACCAAAAAAAAGACUAAAUUAAUUUCUCAGGCUCUCCCUGUCAAAAAUAAUAAGGAACUGCUGACGAGUCAAGAUCUUCAGUUGCGAAGGCAGGUGAGACCCAAAUCACCACAAAGCAGACAAAGACUUUCUGAUGAGAGUACAGAUGCUGAAAGAGCAAGACCAUGUACAGCACUGAAUUCUGACAUACUUAUGCCACGAUCAGAUGGGUCAGAGGUGAUUGCUGACGAUAAUGGAAAACAGUUAAUUAGAUGUGUGUCUUCUGAACCAGAACCCACGAAAGCAAGAUUUAUUUGUCAGGUGACUGACGAUGCUUGCCUUCUGAACCAGUGUGAUUUUGUAGCAUUAGAUGAAAGAAUACCAACACAUGACAUAAUUAUCUCUACUUCAGAGGACUCUCUAGGUGGGGGUUUAGCUGUGGCAGCUUUGAAAGAGGGAGAGCCUGAAAAAAAGAGUGAUAAAGAGGAUGAUAUAUUUUUAACACAACAUGAUCCUGAAGAUAUGGAUUUAUGUUCACAGAUGGAGAGUGAUAAUGAUAAACACAUUGAAAUAGUUCAUGGAAAAGUUAUGAUUCAGGUAGAAGAAGAUGCCGAACGUUGGCCUCAGUUGAAAUCUUUGAGUAGCACAAAAUGUAAGUUCAAAGAUUGUGUCGAAACCCCAAAAAACCAGGGUGAAUACUGCUCAAAACACUCUGAAGCUAAACCAGCAGAUGAAGAUUUAUUUCGUAAACCUAGCUUGCCACCUCCUGCAUCUAAACCUUCAAGACGUUCUACUGCUAAGGUCUUUAGCUCGAGAAGUACUUCACGAAUUGCUGAUCUUUCCAAGUCUUUGGAAGAUAGCCUAGUGCUUCCACCAGCUCUAAAAAAGAAGUCAAAUAGGGUACAGUCUGUUUUGAAAGGGUCACCUCCCGCCUCUCUGGUGUCCCAGAAGCUAGUGUGUCAGGUGAAGGGUUUAUGCAAUGUUCUUCAUGCUCAGACUCCAAAUAAUUCCAGCAGACUAGGUCACAAACCUCCGUUUGGUGAAAGCAGAUCUUUUUUGGCUUCUUCUCCAGUAAACAUUCUCUUGUCAUCACAGUCCAUCUCUGACACCCUCGUUAAAGAGGUCUUAAAAUGGAAAUAUGAGAUGUUCCUCAAGUUUGACCCGUGUGGGCCUCCAGCAGAUCAUAACCAGUUCGUCUCAAGACAUGUGCCCAUCAGAUUUAAAGAUUGUGGAGAUUAUUUUGAUGUUUUUUUCCCUUUAAUAGUUUUGAAUGCUUUUGAAACGGUAAGUGUAUGUUUUAAUUGUAUACCCAUCCGGACUGAAGUUGCUGCUUUUCUUUGCCGUGCUGAAUAAUAGCGUACAGUUAAAAUAAGUGAUCUCUUAGAUUUAGAUAGAUAGACCUCGCUUUCAUGUUGAACAGACAUCUGUGCCAGACCCUGUUCUAGAAGCUGGGAACACAGAGGAAACACUUUUCUUAACUUGUGCCCUUCUAGAGCGUACAGACAUAGUUCGGAGGUCUAGUGUGCCACGUCCGAAGGUAGGUAGUUCAGGAAGAAAUGUUUUUUGAUUACUAGGAAGACUUAAGAGGAGAUAGUCUCCCAUCUGCUUUUUCUUUUUUUUAGUGUAAUUUGCUCCUUUACUGAAGUUUUCUUGAGGAGGUGGCAAAGGGUAAAUUACACUGAACAACAAAAAGCAGUAAAUCCUGAAUUUCUGUUUAUACAUAUCUUCCCGAUUUCUUGCUCAUCAUAGCCCCUGCUCUCUUACUCAGCUGUCUCUCUUCACCCAGCACAUCCCAUUCUGUUCCUUCUCUCUCCCUUACUUCCCCAGCUAGGAAUGCCAGAUAGAAUACAGGAUUCCAAGUUACAUUUGAACCUCAGAAAAACAGCUAAUAAUUAUUUAAUCAUUCAGCUGCAUUUUGAAGGAUUUUUUGGUGUUCUCCAAGUAAUAGGGGUUGGAAAUAGAUUUUUCACUUUUUUCAAAUUACUUAAAAAAAACCAAAACCUGAGUAUGCAGUAAGAGUUAGAAACAAAACGAGGAACACUGAAGUAAAAUAUUCAUGUAUUCAUUCACUUAGCAGAUAUUUGGGUGCCUGAUACAUGCCAAGUGCUAUUGCAGGCCUGGGGAGGAAAGUGGUGAACAAAACAGACAAGGCCUCUAUGUCUGGUGGCCAUUUCACAUCAGCAUAAGGGUGCUAGUGUGAUUGUGGGCAAAAGGGAGAUAGGGCGCUUCGGAUUGAAAACUCAGGCAGCCUGUGUGAGCCAUGGUAUUCACACUUAGGGAUGAACGGAAGGAAUGAACCGUGGGAACAGUGUGCCCGGCAGAGUGAGUGCAGAGAUAGACUCUAGGGGAAGAUCGGCCGUACCUCAGUGUGUUGAAGGAAAAGGAAAUGUAUUGCACAGAGGAGCAAGUCUGCUACCUAGGAAGAUAACCAGGUGAAUUGUUAAUUGUCAAGAAUAACAAAAAACAGCUUUUAUGAAGCUUUGAUCUGCAUCUUUAAGAUGCACCUCGUGUUGAAUCCUUUGCAUCAGGUUAUGUUCCAAAUUUUAACCUCUGUUUUAAAACUUAAUUAUUUUACUAAUGUUUCAAAAACAUUAGAAACACCUAAUUGGUUAGUGGUCUUUACUAUCUCUACACAACAGUGAAAUGAAAUAUUAAGUUAGUAUUAGAAGAAUUAUUUUCUUCCCUUAGAAAAAUUGUUAGCUCAGUGAACAGUGUACACAGUUAAGUAAGCUGGGGAACAAAUUUUAUUCAUUUUGAAGCUUUGUUUUCCUUUAACCUUUAUUCUUGUUGACAGCACUAAUCCAUUUAGAAACCAUUCACAGCCCUUAAAUUUAGAACAGAUGCAUAUUUCUGAUUUUAUUUUUCCCUGAGGUAAGCAGUAUUUAUAUAUUCCUCUUUAAGAUUUCCUCCUUUCAGGAUAUUUUUGUAAUUGUAGCCUUUUCAACCCAAAAUGGGCACACGUUCCAUUAUAUACAUCCACAGAGUUUAAAAUACUCAAAUACUUUUGUAAGUCCCAUUAUUAAAAACAGCCGGCACUCCUCACCCCCAAGUAACCAUUUUGGAUUAUUAAUGGAUCCUUUUGAUACUUACUUCCAUAUUUCUAAAUAAUAUGCCACUAUUGUGACUUCUUAAUUUUUCAGUUUAAGGUAUUUUCUAUUAGUUUCCUGCUACAGGAAGUACCCUCUCUUCCAGCCCUGCCUUCACACACACACCUUUACUGUGCCCAUCCUCAUCAUGGAGUCGUCCUGUCAUUUUUAGGUAUUUGUUGUUGCAAGUGUGUGAAAAGCUGCUGUAGCUAAGUCAUGUAUAGCUUCUUUUCCUUUUCUACCCCUUUGUUUUCUUUGGAUUUGUUUGUUGACUAUUUUCUGCAUACUUACUAUAACUAAAUUAGCUUUAGACUCUUAGGUGUUUAAAUCUCUUGUGAUCAGACACUUCAGGUAAUCUGUAAAUCUCAUCUUAGUUUCUGAUGGUUAUCCUGAAAUCCUCUCCAUCCUCAUCCUGGGGCUUGCAUUUCCAUCCUUCCUGUGCUGAAUCUCUGUCUCUCCUGUACCCACCCGAGUGUGUCUUGUCAUCCCUCAUUUUAGGAAGGCACAUGCUUCAAGCUUCCUGAGGAAAGGAUGUGUGGGUAGUAAAUUUUGGAGCCCUGCUUGUCUUAAAAUUUCUUCAGUCUCCUCUCGUUUUCCUUUAGUUUUUCUAUUUUCGGUCUCAUUUCCUUUCUGACUACUUUCUGGAGGCUUUCUCAACUUCCAAGUCUACUGAAAGUUUUUUUUUAGCAUAAUUUCAGUUUCAUAGAACUUGAGGAUUUCUUUCUGUUGGAUCCUGUUUUUUCUUGGACAUGGUAUUUCUUGUUAUGUAAAGUUUGUUAAUGACAAUUUUACAGCUAGUUAGGUUUCCGCUCUUUGCAUAGUCCUUUAUCCCAGUUCUUUUUUUUCCUUUUUUUUUUAGUAUCUCCAAACUUGUCAUGUUAACUCUUUUCUCCAAAUGUCUGGUGAUUUUUUGGUGAUCUACUUACAUGAGAACAGGGUAUUAAAAAGCAGACUGGAGCAUUAGUCAUAGCAGCCAAAAGGUGAAAAUAACCCAGAUGCCCAUCAGCGGAUGAAUGGAUAAACAAAACAUGAUAUAUAUCCAUGUAGUAGAAUAUUAAUCACCUAUAAAAAGGAAUGAAUUGUUGUAUGCUACUUUUACUGUUAUACGCUACUUCUCAAGGUUCAUGGUUGAACCUUGAAAAUACUAUGCUGUUUCAUUUUUUAUAUUAAGAUUGGAUGCUUAGGUGUAGUUACCUAUAUUGUAUUACAUAAAAGACUUUUUAUAAAAGCAGAUUAACAGCUCUGAGUGAAA